UGCAUAAGCAGCUUCCUGGGCCCUCGAGGAGGCUGCCCCGUGGUGCUUUGUCUCUCCAGGCCCUGCUGCCCUUCUGCAUGGCCACAGAGAAAGCCAGGGAACAGCCCGGCCCCCAAAAGGCCUCUGUGGGGGUCGAGGCUCCCAGGAGUGGUGCUGAAGGGGCCCCCCUGACCAAGAGCCAGAGCACAAGGGAGAAGAAGAGAUUCCGAGGGUCCCGGAAGGGAUCUAGCAGCUCCGGGGAGCAGCCUCCUGUGCGGGACUCCGAGGGCCCUGGGAGCAGCAGGAUGCCAUCUGGAGCCAGAGGGUUGAAGGAGGGGUCAGGCGCCCCUGGAAACCCUGCUCGACGCCAGUCCCAUCGGCAGCACCCCGGGUCCCAAAAGGACGCUGCUCAGAAGACAUAUGGGCCUUUGCUCGACCGAAUCUUUGGGAAGGACCGAGAGCUGGGCCCCCAGGAGCUGGCUGAGCUGCAGGCCGCCUUCCAGGAGUUCGACACUGACCAAGAUGGCUACAUCAGCCACCGGGAGCUGGGCGCCUGCAUGCGGACGCUGGGCUACAUGCCCACAGAGAUGGAGCUCCUGGAGGUCUCGCAGCACGUGAAGAUGCGAAUGGGUGGCUGCGUGGACUUGGAGGAGUUCGUGGAGAUGAUGGGCCCCAAGCUGCGGGAGGAGACGGCGCACAUGCUGGGGGUGCGGGAGCUUCGAAUCGCCUUUCGCGAGUUCGACAGGGACCUGGACGGGCGGAUCACGGUGGCGGAGCUGCGGGAGGCGGUUCCCGCUCUGCUCGGGGAGCCGCUGGCCGGGCCAGAGCUGGACGAGAUGCUGAGAGAGGUGGACCUUGAUGGGGAUGGCACUGUAGACUUCGAUGAGUUUGUGAUGAUGCUUCGCCCCUACUGAGGCUCCAGGGAGAGAAGGCCUCGCCCCCCCCCCACACACCUCGCCCCUGGAGGGAAGAGACCCUGGAGGCCCUGCUCCCUUUGCCGCUGACUUGUGAGGUUGUCUGCCCCCCCCUCAUCCUUGCCAUCUCCCACCCCCACCCCAGGUGCUGAAGAGAGUGAGCGAAGGGGUGAGCCUAGGUGUCAAAGGCAGAGAGAGAGCAAAAAGCUGGGACAGGGAGGCAGCUGACCCCAUGAGAACCCCGGCUGGCAGAGGGGACCCAGAGCCGGUGCCUGGCACCCAGCAGUACCAGAGGCGGGUGCAACGUGUGGAUGUGACUGCAGCCUGGCUCUCUGAGGACUGUCCUGUUCAUGGAGAGGGACCGAGCGGGAGGGUGGCUCAGAGGGAUAGCUCGCACCUCGCCUGCCUGGGGCCCUGGGUUCCAGCCUCCUCACCAAGCGAAGACAAGCAAGACAAAAUGCAACCAGAAAUGCAGGAAAGCAUGAGAGGGUGGUGCUUGGCGCCUCUCUUUCUCAUACAGCCACUGCAACUAAAUCCACUAGGGGCCAGGUGGAGGCCCGCGGACCUGGGUUCAAGCCUGAGAGGGGAAGCUUCACAAGUGAUGAAGCCACAUGGCAGGUGCCUCUCCUUUGUCUCUUAUUCUCUAUCAAAAAGUAGAAAGGAAAAGGAAAAAGGGGCCAUCAGCAACGGUGGAAUCAAGUAGGCACCAAGCCCCAGUGAUAACCCUGGUGGCAAAUAGAUAACAAUGUAGGCGGGAGAGACAGCACAUGGUUGUGGAAAAGGACUCAUGCGUGAGGUUCCAAAGCCCCAG
Molecule: messenger RNA, 1704 nt
Organism: Erinaceus europaeus (western European hedgehog)
Lineage: Eukaryota; Metazoa; Chordata; Mammalia; Eulipotyphla; Erinaceidae
Product: calcium-binding protein 4
Exons: 6
Coding region: 78-893 (271 amino acids)
Molecular function (GO): calcium ion binding
Source: RefSeq, a predicted model, not a curated record